AUGGCAAUACAUAGUAAUACAUGGAACCACAUGGCUGUACAUAGUAAUACAUGGCAAUACAUGGUAAUACAUGGCAAUACAUGGCUAUACGUAGUAACACACGGCAAUACAUGGUAAUACAUAGUAAAACAUAACAAUACAUGGCUAUACAUGGUAGUACAUGGUAAUACAUGGCUAUACAUGGCAAUACGUGGCUAUACAUGGUAAUACAUGGCGAUACAUGGUAAUACAUAGUAAUAAAUGGGAGUACAUGGCAAUACAUGGCUACACAUGGCAGUACAUGGUAAUACAUGGUUAUACAUGGCAAUACGUGGCUACACAUGGUAAUACAUGGUGAUACAUGGUAAUACAUGGCAAUACAAGGCUAUACAUGGUAAUACAUGGCAAUACAUGGUAAUACAUGGCAAUACAUGGUUAUACGUAGUAAUACACGGCAAUACAUGGUAAUACAUAGUAAAACAUAACAAUACAUGGCUAUACAUGGUAGUACAUGGUAAUACAUGGCUAUACAUGGCAAUACGUGGCUAUACAUGGUAAUACAUGGCGAUACAUGGUAAUACAUAGUAAUAAAUGGGAGUACAUGGCAAUACAUGGCUACACAUGGCAGUACAUGGUAAUACAUGGUUAUACAUGGCAAUACGUGGCUACACAUGGUAAUACAUGGUGAUACAUGGUAAUACAUGGCAAUACAAGGCUAUACAUGGUAAUACAUGGCAAUACAUGGUAAUACAUGGCAAUACAUGGUUAUACGUAGUAAUACACGGCAAUACAUGGUAAUACAUAGUAAAACAUAACAAUACAUGGCUAUACAUGGUAGUACAUGGUAAUACCUGGCUAUACAUGGCAAUACGUGGCUAUACAUGGUAAUACAUGGCGAUACAUGGUAAUACAUAGUAACAAAUGGGAGUACAUGGCAAUAAAUGGCUAUACAUGGCAGUACAUGGUAAUACAUGACUAUACAUGGCAAUUCGUGGCUAUACAUGGUAAUACAUGGUGAUACAUGGCAAUACAUGGCAAUACAAGGCUAUACAUGGUAAUACAUGGCAAUAAGUGGCAAUAUAUGGUAAUCCAUGGCAAUUCAUGGCUAUACAUGCAUGGUAAUAUAUGGCGAUACAUGGUAAUGCAUAGUAAUACAUGGGACUACCUGGCAAUACAUGGCUAUACAUGGCAAUACGUGGCUAUACAUGGUAAUACAUGGCGAUACAUGGCUAUACAUGGCAAUACGUGGCUAUACAUAGUAAUAAAUGGGAGUACAUGGCAAUACAUGGCUAUACAUGGCAGUACAUGGCAAUACAUGGCUAUACAUGGCAGUACAUGGUUAUACAUGGCUAUAAAUGGCAAUACGUGGCUAUAA
Messenger RNA from Porites evermanni, 1354 nucleotides. The record is from the annotation of a GenBank genome assembly. Lineage: Eukaryota; Metazoa; Cnidaria; Anthozoa; Scleractinia; Poritidae.